UGUUACUCAGGCCGCCGCUCUCUCUUCGGCCCAGUUACUUGUUACAGAAUCAUAUAAAUGUUACCACAGAAAUCUAGAUCACAGAAAAUGUGUUCACGUGAUUAAGUUGAGUGGCUUAUUGGUGCAUUUUGAUAGAAACAAAUCUAAUAUUCUUGUGAACAGUUGCGUUCACGUUAUUUUACAAGAGAUAUCGUGAAUAUUAUUGACGUGGGGUCGGUGAUGAGUCAGUGAAGGUGCAUUAAAUGGAACGUGAGCCUCGGCAAAGCUUCGGUCUCAUGACGCGGCCGUCAUGACCUGAUCUCCGACGCAGCAGCAGCCCCUGGUCAUGAACAGCACGUGUCGUGUCCGUGUAAUGGCGCGGGUUUGAAGAUGUGUUCCUGCCUGUGGGCGGGGCUGGUGGAGGCGGCCCAGUACCUGCUGUGGGAGGCGGCGGCGCUGGUGCGGCCACCGGCGCACGUGGUGCUGGUGGGCCUCGACUCGUCGGGCAAGACCACAGCGCUGUUCCGGCUGCGCUACGGACAGUACGUGAACGCCGUGCCCACCGUGGGCUUCAACACGGAGAAGGUGCGCGCGGGCGGCGCCAACUGGCUCAUCUGGGACGUAGGCGGCGCGGAGCGAGUGCGCCCGCUGUGGCGUUCGUACACGAGGGCCACUGACGCCCUCAUCUUCGUGGUGGACUCCAGCACCAGCGAGGAGCGGCUGGAGGAGACGCGGGUGGAGCUGCAGCGCCUCACCAAGCAGCAGACGGCGCAGUGCGUGGCGCUGAACCGGCCUCGCCCGCCGCUGCUCGUGCUGGCCAACAAGCAGGACCUGCCGGGGGCGCGGGAGCCACAGCACCUGGCCAAGGCGAUGGGGCUGCCCGAGCUACCCGAUUCGCAGCCGUGGGCGGUGGCGCCGGCCUGCGCGGUCACCGGCGAAGGCCUGGACGAGGCCAUGGCCACCCUGCACCAGCUCGUCCUCAAGUCCCGGCAGAGCAGACCGCGGUAGACCCCAAGCGGUCUGUGCGCAGGCCGGGGACCCUCGCCCAGGACAGCUAGGGAAGGUCUUUCGCCGACGCCCUUGCAGGUCAGGACUUCGAGCAGGCGAAGACCCCCGAGGGCAACUCAAGAAAGUGAGAUCACGAUACAGCGCUUGUCGGUGAUGCGGCUCGACCCUGUGGCCGCUUCUCACGGGCCAAAAAUCGGAUGAUCUUGCAAAUUGCAACUUCCUGCCAGCACGCAAGUGCCGCCAUAAUGAUUGCAUAGAUGAAACCGCGGUAGUCUUGCAGCGCAAACGAUCUGCUGACUUGCAUCCUGCCAUGCUCUUGAGAGAAAAGUCCCCCGCAAGCUGACUAGGACCUCUAAAACUUAUAAGCAGUGACAACAGCAUUCCCCAGCGAUUCCAGCGGGACAGCAGCGCGCAAACCACGCCAUCAGUGGGUCAUCAACACAGGGAUGAUGGCAGCACCAAGGCCGCUCCCCGGCGGGGCUCCGGCGUUCCCCAGGGCUCCAGCCUGAUACUCUCGCCUCCGUUACGUCUCGUUCCGAGUUCCACGCCGGGGGAAAAGACGUUCCCUGGCGGAGAUGUCAAGCGGGACCGUCUCUGUUAGAAGAUGAGAUUUCUUAGCAUCGCGCCAGAAGCACUAACGGCUCAAGGUUAAUCACCGUAGAGCAGCUGUUGUGCAACCCGUGGCUCCGUAGUAAUCGUGGGAAAGGUACUCGGGGCGAGUACCGCGGCGCCCAUCCAUGUCGCUUUGUGAGGCGCCUCGUGCAGGGCUUGAGUGACAGGUUCAUGGUGUUAUAUCCGCUUUAGGACAUUGUUCUUCCCGAGGUCCCAGACCGCCUGCCUCCGUGCUUGAAUCAAGUCGGAGAACAUUUGUGGCUCGUAAUGUUAUUUUCCCCUAAGGUAUCUCUUAUACUGAAGUGCAGUUGCUUCGCUCGCACAGGAACAAAAAAAGAAAAAAACUGUGCUUAAUGAAAACGCCUUUAUUAAGUAUUUUUAACCUAGUCGUACCUACACCACAAGCAAACUCUCUGUGCAUGUAGUCUGACAAGGUUUACCGUCUUAGGCUACUUGCUACUGUGAGAUAAGUAGCCGUUUGUAACUAGAGGACAGGCUGCUCAUGAUAAUACGAGCUGGACUUCUUCAAUUACAAGAACAAUUCUAGAUUACAGUUAUAGAAUACACGGACUUUAUUAGUACGAUAUCAAACCAUUUGCGAAGUACGCUCUCGGAACACGCAUUCCAUCGUACGAAGUGUGCAAUAGACGCAUCAAUAAAGCCGCAAAGAGCCUCUGUCAGAGCCUCUCCGACGAUAUAAGCCCGCGAGUUUUACCACUUCUCGGGCUCAUCGAUUUAUCAGCCGUACUACCACAACUCCGCGUGCCUUGUUCAGAAUCUCAGAAUCGGUGCUAGCACGGGGCUACGCGAGCGGCAUCGUCGUUACGAGGACACACCAGCUGUACAUCACCUCCCAGACGCUCCUACCUGCGGUCUGCUAAUUGCGGGGCCGAAGCUUUAUGACGGAGGAGUACGUUCUCCGCGCCGACGGUCCUGCUCCGAGACGGAUGGCGGGCGAGAGGGAUCGCGGCGCCGCCCCCCCGAGAGAGGCGCGGACCGAGGACUACAUUGGAUCUCUCUUUGUCUUUCUUUUAUUUGUCUUUUAUCUUUCUUUCUUUCUCUCUCUCUCUCUCUCUCUCUCUCUCUCUCUCUCUCUCUCUCUCUCUCUCUCUCUCUCUCUCUCUCUCUCUCUCUCUCUCUCUCUCUCUCUCUGCAUAUACGCGGAUCUUCACAAAGUUCACAGGGAAGACUAUACAUAUCCUACUAUAAUUUAUUCGUGUAUACGUUUUAACGAACUCCCUCAAAUGACAGCUUUGUGUGGUAUAACGAGAGUUUAUCAACCAACUUGUGUGGCAUACAUCGGAUUUCGCUUUUUCUAUAUUGAUUCUUAAAGAUAAAGAAACACAGAAAUAUAGGCUGCUGUUUUCCAUCUGCCACAGUGGCUUUUCGAAUUCUGAUAAAUAUUACUGGAAUAUAAAGCUGGUUAUAAAUGUAUGCAUAGAGAGUUGUUAUUUUUUUUGGUGAAAUUGCUACUUGUGUGUUGCUUUCAUUUGUAAACUGAAAAGUAAUGUUUUGAUGUAUUGUAUAUUUGCUGUACCAUAAACCAUUUUGUAAAUUUGCCGUAUUUAUGCCGGUAAAUUGAAUGAUGUUGACAGUAUUACUUGAGCAUAUGUUUUUAACUGUAUUUGAAGUAUUUGUAUUAUUAUUAUUAUUUUGUAUGUUGUCAAUUGUUCUAAACUAAAAGGCUCUACUCUCACGUACUACGAC
Messenger RNA from Penaeus vannamei (Pacific white shrimp), 3306 nucleotides. Its product is annotated as ADP-ribosylation factor-like protein 4C. Gene Ontology annotation, cellular component: plasma membrane; cytoplasm. Gene Ontology annotation, molecular function: GTPase activity; GTP binding. The record is from RefSeq and is a predicted model, not a curated record. Gene Ontology annotation, biological process: intracellular protein transport; vesicle-mediated transport. Lineage: Eukaryota; Metazoa; Arthropoda; Malacostraca; Decapoda; Penaeidae.